CCAGACAGCCUUCGGCUGUCUGGGCAUGCUGGGAGUUGUAGUUUUGCUACAACUUGGCUCUACAGCACACUAGUUAGUGUACAGGCACCUUGCAUUAAUGCCCUCCUACAACUGGACCUGGUCUGUAAUUGUCCUAGGGCUGCACUUCAAAAAGAUGUCUCACACAUCACAGAAGCAUCGAGACUUUGUCUCUGAACCCAUGGGCGAUAAGCCGAUUACAGCCUUGGCCGGUAUUGGAGAAGUUCUUGGUGGUAAAUUAGAAGAUCAAGGCUUUGAUAAGGCCUAUUUGCUUCUGGGACAAUUUCUUAUCUUAAAGAAAGAUGCAGAUGACCUCUUUAAAGAAUGGCUAAAGGAUUCCUGCGGGGCCAAUUCUCGGCAAGCAGAGCUGUGUUCUUCCUGUCUGAAGGAGUGGUGUUCCUCUUUCCUGUGACUUUCUUGUAUGCACUUUUUGUCUUUAGUUUGUGUUGAAGUUUUUACCAGCAAUUUAAUAGCGUUUCAUGAAGUUUUCUAAAAAAUAAAAGUAAAGAUAAAAAGCGAUCUCAUCCAAAGAUGUGAAUCUUCUAUUCUAUUUUUAGGCACAUAAAAAGACUUUGCUACAUUGAUGAGCAAAACAACAGUAGGAACCUACAAAACCAAAUCUGAAGCAUGUCCCUUUUUUCAGUGCUGUGAUUAAUCACUAUCGAAGUAAAUGGCAGCUGAAACAGCACCUUCUUAUCUCAUGUGAAUAUACACUUUAACACAAUUCACCAGAAUUUCAACACAAAUAGCAGCAUCAAAAUCUAAGGGUGUUUACUAAAUGUGCAUUUCAUUUCUUGGUUUGCUGCGAUCUGGACAGAGACUGCAGGGAGUGAAGCACCAAGCCACAAACUUCUCCCUGCUCAUUUCAAUGAUCAUUGAGGGUCUUGGCACUGCAAUUCCACUGAUCAAAACUUUUGACAUGUCUCUGACAUGUCAAUAGUUAUGUAUGUAUACGAGACAGGGACUCUUAAAUGUAGCUUUUCACCAACUUUUCCCCAACUUGUAAAUGCAUGCAUCCUAUCACACGAUCAAUCUUCCCACUGUUAUGUGGCUUAUACUAUGGUACUAGAUUAUGGUGAGAGAUGUGCAAUAUACUACUACUUUCUGAAAUUUCCAUUGGAGUGUGUGAUGUUGUAAAACCUAGAGACGCCUCUUAUUUAUCAUUCCAAAAUAAA
Molecule: messenger RNA, 1193 nt
Organism: Hyla sarda
Lineage: Eukaryota; Metazoa; Chordata; Amphibia; Anura; Hylidae
Gene: BANF2
Product: BANF family member 2
Exons: 3
Coding region: 98-430 (110 amino acids)
Molecular function (GO): DNA binding
Source: RefSeq, a predicted model, not a curated record